CCAGCCCUCGCCCACGUCGGCACUCGUGGCUGCGGGAGUCCCGGCUGGCUCUCGGGGCUGGCCAGAAUCAGGCUCCCCUGGCACCAGGUCCCCCGACCUUCCCAAGGAUCAUGGCGCAGCCCCACUGACCCAGGAGUAGGGGCCUUCGGGCAGGGCACCUGGAAUGGGCUGUGUGUUCUGCAAGAAGCUGGAGCCAGGGCCCAAGGAGGAUGUGGGCCUGGAAGGAAACUUCAGGGCCUCUGGGGCUGCCGACCGCUAUGGCCCUGACCCCACCCAGGGCCGGCCAGCCUCCUCCUUUGCACACAUCCCCAACUACAACAACUUUUCCCCUCAGCCCUCCAGCCACACCUUCCUCAGUGGGGGCACCGUCAGGGGCAUCUCAGGCCCUGGGGUGACCCUGUUCAUUGCCCUGUAUGACUACGAGGCCCGGACAGAAGACGAUCUCACCUUUACCAAGGGCGAGAAGUUCCACAUCCUGAACAACACUGAAGGAGACUGGUGGGAGGCCCGGUCCCUCAGCUCUGGACAAACUGGCUACAUCCCCAGCAAUUACGUGGCCCCCGUGGACUCCAUCCAGGCUGAAGACUGGUACUUCGGAAAGAUCGGGAGGAAGGAUGCAGAGAGGCAGCUGCUGUCCCCAGGCAACCCCCAGGGGACCUUCCUCAUUCGGGAGAGUGAGACCACCAAAGGUGCCUACUCCCUGUCCAUCCGUGAUUGGGACCAGAGCAGAGGUGAUCACGUGAAGCAUUAUAAGAUCCGCAAGCUGGACAUGGGUGGCUACUACAUCACCACGCGGGCCCAGUUCGACUCAGUGCAGGAGCUGGUGAAGCACUACAUGGAGGUGAACGAUGGGCUGUGCCACCUGCUCACGGUGCCCUGUGCCACCAUGAAGCCGCAGACCUUGGGCCUGGCCAAGGACGCCUGGGAGAUCAGCCGCUCCUCCAUCGGACUGGAGCGCCGGCUGGGCAGCGGCUGCUUCGGGGAUGUGUGGCUGGGCACGUGGAACGGCAGCACAAAGGUGGCGGUGAAGACGCUGAAGCCUGGUACCAUGUCCCCGAAGGCCUUCCUGGAGGAGGCGCAGGUCAUGAAGCUGCUGCGGCACCACAAGCUGGUGCAGCUGUACGCCGUGGUGUCCGAGGAGCCCAUCUACAUCGUGACCGAGUUCAUGUGCCACGGUAGCUUGUUGGAGUUCCUCAAGGACCAGGAGGGCCAGGAUUUGAGGCUGCCCCAGUUGGUGGACAUGGCAGCCCAGGUAGCUGAGGGCAUGGCCUACGUGGAGCGCAUGAAUUAUAUCCACCGGGACCUGAGGGCGGCCAACAUCCUGGUGGGGGAGCGCCUGGUGUGCAAGAUCGCAGACUUCGGUCUGGCCCGUCUCAUCGAGGACGACGAGUACAACCCUCGGCAAGGGACCAAGUUCCCCAUCAAGUGGACGGCUCCAGAGGCUGCCCUCUUCGGCAAGUUCACCAUCAAGUCAGAUGUGUGGUCCUUUGGGAUCCUGCUCACCGAGCUCAUCAGCAAGGGCCGAGUCCCAUACCCAGGUAUGAGUAACCGGGAAGUGCUGGAGCAGGUGGAGCAUGGCUACCACAUGCCGUGUCCCCCAGGCUGCCCCGAGUCCCUGUACGAGAUCAUGGAGCAGACCUGGAGGCUGGACCCGGAGGAGAGACCCACCUUCGAGUACCUGCAGUCCUUCCUGGAGGACUACUUCACCUCCACAGAACCGCAGUACCAGCCCGGGGAUCAGCCCUAGCCUGCCAGGGCAUCGGGCGCCCUCUGGGGAUGCCCACCACCCCUUGCCAGUCCCCAGGACUCUGACCCUGAGCCCCCCAGGCUGUGAGCAGAUGCAGGUGCUGUGAUGCUGGCCAGGGCAACCCAGAUGGGGCGCGUGAGGGCUCCGAGCUCUACCCUCACCCGUUCUGACCCCAAGCACUGCUUCUGCCCUUUCCCACUUAGGCCCCCUGCAUGCCUCUAGCCUCUCUCCCCACCCCCAAACACUCUGACCUUAUGUGGUUAUUUAUAGCUCGGCAUAGCCCCUUCCCUAACUCACCUCCUGACCCUGCUCCCCACCCUGCUGUCGGGCCUCUCUGAUCUGGGCGCCAGGAAUUUACCUCGACUCCCUGUUCCCUUGCCGCUGUAAGUUACCAGCCAGGGAGUCUUGGCCUUCCCCUUCGCCUGCUGGGUAGGGGCUGCAGGCCAGGGCCAGAGCAGAGAGGGUAGGUUGC
Lepus europaeus (European hare) is the source of this 2219-nucleotide messenger RNA. RefSeq names its product FGR proto-oncogene, Src family tyrosine kinase (gene FGR). NCBI's taxonomy places the organism in Eukaryota, Metazoa, Chordata, Mammalia, Lagomorpha, Leporidae. The transcript has 13 exons. Gene Ontology annotation, molecular function: signaling receptor binding; ATP binding; non-membrane spanning protein tyrosine kinase activity. Gene Ontology annotation, biological process: integrin-mediated signaling pathway; protein phosphorylation; cell differentiation. The coding region runs from base 164 to 1747 and encodes 527 amino acids. Gene Ontology annotation, cellular component: extrinsic component of cytoplasmic side of plasma membrane. The record is from RefSeq and is a predicted model, not a curated record.